AAUGUUUGUGUGUGAGUCAACCCAAUUUUUAAUCAUUUAAUGCGGAACAAAGAACAAAAACACGUCAUUAAAUUUCUACUUUGGCUCGGGCUAGACUCAAGCGCGCAUACAUUGUCAUCUUUUUUAUUAAUUUUAAUUUGCUAUGUGUGUGCAUACAUUCUUACUGCAUACAUUCUUACAGCCACGGUGAACUGAAACUGAAAAAUGCAGGAACUCGUUUGGCCAUCCUCCCUAAUUUUUUUAUCGUUCGACUUUUCCCUUUCUUUUCUUCUCCUCUUUGCAAUAAAUAAUAACCACACUUUAGAUUUCAUUUUAUUCUUUCCUACACAAAUGUCCUCUUCUUCUUCGAUCGCUCCCCCAUGCAUCACGUUCAUCGGCGGCGGCAACAUGUGCGAGGCGAUUCUGUCCGGGCUACUCAAGACCGGACACCCUCUGACGCACGUCCGUGUUUCCGAGCCCACUCCCCAGCGCCAAGAGUACCUUCGGUCAACCUACAAAAUUGACGUAUUCGGGGACAACAACCAGGCGAUCACCGGUGCAAGCGGCCAAGUGUCCACCGCCCCCGUGGACGUCGUCGUCCUGGCGGUCAAGCCGCAAGUGGUCGGCGAAGUCGUCCGCGGCAUCGCCCAGUCCCUGCAGCAAACCCAGCCGCUGGUUAUUUCCAUUGUCGCCGGAGUCGCCAUUAAGGACUUUUCCCGGUGGAUCCACCACCAGGAGAAGCAGCAGGGAUCGGCAACAGGCGGUAAGCGUGUGCCGCUGGUGAGAAUGAUGCCGAAUACGCCGGCGCUGGUCGGCGAGGGCGCGGCAGGCAUGUUUGCCGAUGCGGAUGUCAGCCAGGAGCAGCGUAUGCAGACCGAGUAUGUUGUGCGGAACAUCGCCAAGGAAUAUUUCUGGGUCGACACCGAGUCCGGUGUCGACGCAGUCUGUGCGGUGAGCGGAUCCGGCCCGGCCUAUUUCUUCCUUGUGAUUGAGGCCAUGGAGAAAGCCGGUGUUGCCAUGGGUCUGGACGCGGAGGUUGCAAAGCGACUGGCGGCGCAGACUGCUUUGGGCGCUGCGAAGAUGGUGUUGACUAGUGAGGACGAUGUUGCCACUUUGAGGACGAAGGUUACGUCGCCGAAUGGAACUACGCAGGCAGCAAUUGAGAAGAUGAUCGAGGUUGGCGUGCCCCAGGGGAUUGCACAGGGCGUGGCUGCAUGCAGAGAACGCUGCUCGACUUUGUCUGAGGAAUUUGGCAAACUGUAAGAGCGUAUUUUUGUUACGUGUUGGGAAUUGAUAUCGCUUAACUAUGACGUAAAUAAUAAACCAACACUUGAUUUCCACCCCCUUUUUGUUCUAUUGGUUAGUUAGCUUGAAGAAAAUAGUUCAAAGUGUAUGGUUGUAAAUAUAGCGAAGCGCUGCUAUUCGUGCUUGCACAUGUCGGUCUUCCACUUUCCACUAUUCAUUUUCU
Molecule: messenger RNA, 1447 nt
Organism: Kickxella alabastrina
Lineage: Eukaryota; Fungi; Kickxellomycota; Kickxellomycetes; Kickxellales; Kickxellaceae
Product: pyrroline-5-carboxylate reductase
Exons: 1
Coding region: 331-1242 (303 amino acids)
Biological process (GO): L-proline biosynthetic process
Molecular function (GO): pyrroline-5-carboxylate reductase activity
Source: RefSeq, a predicted model, not a curated record